AUGUGGGUACAGCCCGCAUAUGUUGUGAAAAUAUCGUUGACGCGUUUGUUUGACUUUGUUUCGACAGGGCGCAGACGUCACGCUUACCGGAGGGUGUUCCCAAUCAUCGUGGGCACGUACAUGAUCAUGUCGGCCGUCCUUAUACCGUUGGGCUUCAUGUUCAUGUCCACGCUGGGUGGCAAGGCGCUGUUGGUCAGCAAAAUGGCUCUAAUGGUGUCACUGAUGAGCAACAUCAAAAAGAUAUUCUCGUACGAGUAUUACGUGCCGCCAGCACCGGCGGCCGGUCACCAGCACUGGAAGCGAACGCUGCUGGCGCACCGCACCACCGCCGGUCCGCUGUACUCGUCGUACACCGCCUACUGA
This is a messenger RNA of Macrosiphum euphorbiae (potato aphid), 363 nucleotides long. NCBI's taxonomy places the organism in Eukaryota, Metazoa, Arthropoda, Insecta, Hemiptera, Aphididae. The record is from the annotation of a GenBank genome assembly.